Messenger RNA from Talpa occidentalis (Iberian mole), 4068 nucleotides. RefSeq names its product atos homolog B (gene ATOSB). The coding region runs from base 1372 to 2988 and encodes 538 amino acids. Lineage: Eukaryota; Metazoa; Chordata; Mammalia; Eulipotyphla; Talpidae. The record is from RefSeq and is a predicted model, not a curated record. The transcript is spliced from 9 exons.
GGGACUGAGAGGGCUCUGGGAUAAUGAGCAGAUGCCAGGCACACUGGGGUCAAGUAGGGCAUCAUGUCAUCACCUGGCUUCUCCCCAGGGCAAGGGUUCAAGAAGCCAUUGGGAUGACCUGCAUGGAAAAGGCCCUUCCUGAAUCUGUAUGGUUUGGGCAGAAGAAAGAAGGGGUGGAAAGGAGUACACGUUGUACCCUGACAGCACUGCCACUGGCAUGCUGGCCUUUCCAGCCACCCCACCCACCACAGGAAACCAGAAUUUUCUUAGGGAUCCCAGUUCUAACAAGAAUUUGGUGAAAUAGGAUAGUGUGAUGGGAACUUGGUGUAGGAGAGCUUUUCAGUCCCUGGGUGCAUACCUUCCCUUUUUCCCUGCCCCCCUCCCCCAACUCCUACCUCUAUUGUUGCUGGUUCUCCCUAUACAAUUAAUCUCUCUGUUGCUCUCAUUCUGGGAGUUUUCCUCUGCACUGUUAGGACUGCUGUCCAGAUCUCUGGGGCUUACAUUUCACUUUUUUUGAACCUUGCUAUGUCCUUACUAAGAGAUGUCUUACUCACAGGAGCAAGCAGAAUUGUCACUGGGUGAUAGGAGAAAGUGAUGUUGCCAUAGGUGAGACCUCAGAGGAGAGAGAGGUAGCUGUAGUCUGGGGUAGCCAAAGUGGGCUUUCUAGAGGGGAAGUUGUUUUACCUAGCCAGGGAGGAAGGGCAGGCAUGUAGGGGAAAUGGUAUUGUGGGUGGCAGGUAACAUAGGUACUGUCCCAAGCAGAAGCUUCAUCCUGGAGGUAGUAUUUCCUCCCAUGAAGGAAGAUGGCCUGUCACCCAGAAUAGACUCCUGAGGGUGGACUAAUCAGUGAAGGCCAUCUUGUGCCUUGGCAGAAAAGCAGUGGUUUGGGUUUUUGGAUUUUGGGUGUAUGUUGGAGGUUUUGGGGAGGAGUAAAGAAGUACUCAGAGUUAUUCCAGCUUUCUGACUGUCACUGUCUUAUCUCUAGUUUGCAGGGCCUAGGGGGAGGGGUAGGCCGGCCCUGCAAGUGCCUUCUGGCCAUGUCUCCUCCCCACCAGACUUGUUUUUGAUUAGAUUUGUUGCCUUCUGCUGGGGCAGUUGGGAGUUGAAGGUUGAAGGGCUGGCUCUGAACCUCAGAGGAACAAACUGAUGGGGGUCUGGCUGAGACCAGGAGCUGCACGGAAUGGUGGCAGUCACCUUGCCAGUGCAGCAGGCAUGGACCAGACUGCAAGCUAGGAGAGCAAGACAUCAAUCAGGAAGAGAGAACAUACAGCUAGGCUUAAGGCCUCUUCAUCGGGAUGUCCCCAGGCCCCCCAGCCCAGGCCCAGCAUAAAGGCUGUGGGGGGGGGCCCCCCUGACCCAAGGGGGGGCUUCAUGCGCCACGUGCAGGCGGAGCCAUCUCCAUCCUCAGAGCCAGAGGCUGGCCCUUCGCAGCCUGCAGUCAGGCAGGGGGCCCUCCAAGGUGGCCUGCUCAUGGGCUACAGCCCAGCAGGGGGGGCAACAUCCCCCGGGGUCUACCAGGUAUCCAUCUUUUCCCCUCCAGCUGGUGCCUCCGAGCCUCAUAGGGCCCUGAAGCGACCUGCCCCACCUACUGAGGGUCCCCGGGAACUGAAGAGAGGCCCUGGGCUGGGAGCCAGAGAGGGGCUACCCCCUGAAGAACCAUCUACUGUGGGGCUAUUGGGUCCAGAGGAACUGGGGCUGGGGCUGGGUGUGGCCAGCCAACAUUUCUGCCAUCAUGGCCUCUGCGUGGUGGAACAAGGAGGUAGCUCCACCUUACCUUGGACUUCAGGGGCCCCGAGUCCUCCCGGGCACCCAUCAAAUGCUUCCUGCAAUACUUUGCACACCAGAGACUGGGCUUCCCCAGAUCCAGGGGGACAGGGGUCCCUGGGGGAGUCCCCAGGGCCAGCCCCUCCGGGCCAACUGCACACACUUGACACUGAUUUGCACAGUCUUGCACAAAUAGGGCGUAAGAGCCCAGUGGCUGGGGUGGGCAAUGGGGGCAGCCCCUGGCCUAGGGAGUCCCCUGGCACUGCCAAUGGGCACAGUCCCGAGCACACACCCCCUGGCCCUGGACCUCCAGGCCCCUGCCCCACCAAGCGAAGGCUGCUUCCUGCUGGAGAAGCCCUGGAUGUCAGCUCUGAGGAUGAGGGGCCAGCCCCUCGGAGGCGCCGGGGAACCCUGGGCCACCCUCCUGCUGCCAACAGUUCUGAUGCCAAAGCCACACCCUUCUGGAGCCACCUGCUGCCUGGGCCCAAGGAGCCUGUGCUGGACCCAACAGACUGCAGUCCCAUGGGGCGGAGGCUGAAAGGUGCCCGUCGCCUGAAACUGAGCUCCCUUCGAAGCCUCCGGAAGGGGCCAGGCCUGCUGAGCCCACCCAGUGCCUCCCCUGUUCCUACCCCCGCCGUCAGCCGUACCCUGUUGGGCAACUUUGAGGAAUCAUUGCUUCGAGGACGCUUUGCACCAUCUGGCCACAUUGAGGGCUUCACAGCAGAGAUCGGAGCUAGUGGAUCCUAUUGUCCCCAGCAUGUCACGCUGCCUGUCACUGUCACCUUCUUUGAUGUUUCUGAGCAAAAUGCCCCGGCCCCCUUCCUGGGCGUCGUGGACCUGAACCCCCUGGGGAGGAAGGGUUACGGCGUGCCCAAGAUGGGCACCAUCCAAGUGACCUUAUUUAACCCCAACCAGACUGUGGUGAAGAUGUUCCUAGUGACCUUUGACUUCUCGGACAUGCCUGCUGCCCACAUGACCUUCUUGCGCCAUCGUCUCUUUUUGGUGCCUGUGGGUGAGGAGGGAAAUGCUAGCCCCACCCACCGCCUCCUCUGCUACUUGUUGCACCUCAGGUUCCGGAGCUCCCGCUCAGGCCGCUUAAGCCUACAUGGAGACAUCCGCCUGCUUUUUUCCCGCCGGAGCCUGGAACUGGACACAGGGCUCCCCUAUGAACUGCAGGCUGUGACUGAGGCCCCUCACAAUCCACGUUAUUCACCUUUGCCCUGAUUGCCAGGACCCUGAAUUCAUGUGGGCCAAGGACCUGCCCAUCCUGCUCCAUCCUGGACAGAGCAAAUACGUGGAGAGGCGGCGAGAGACCCUUCAGGCUUGAAUUAAAGCCCUUGCCAUGUUCAUGCCCAAAUUGAUUAUUUGGGCGUUUAAAGCGUCUGAUCCUUACCACAUCUUCCCACCUCUGGGUACUCUACAUGCCUGCCCCCUCCCUUGGAUUUCCCAAGCCAGCUUAGGUAGUGGGGAGGAACCUGAGUUACUCUGAGGUUAUCCCAUAUUCCCAGGCAAGUCAUGCCAGCGUUGCCUCCCUGUCCUGGGCAGGGGCCACUUAUUAUUUUAUUUAUUUUUAAUUUAUAAUUUAUUCAAAUUGGAUUGCCUUGGUAACCUCCCAAACCUGAAAAUUGGCAUUGCCCCUCCUCCUUUCUCACUCUCAGAUAUUGAUCUAACCUUAGGAGUUGUAGAGGCUGAUGUAGGAACUGGAAGGACUGCUCUCCCUCAUUUGAGGACAGAAAGUUUAUCCAGAAGGACUGAGUCACUAGCCAAAGACUCAGCUUCCCCUGUGCUUCUAUUCCUUUCACUUCCCCUGUGAUUCCUCUCUGAAAGCCAAUUUGUGUGUGUGUGUGUAUGCAGAAGUGUGCAUGCGUGUGUGCGUGCGUGUGUGUGUGAGAGAGACAUGCACACUCACACGCACACCCGGGGGUUAACACCCUUCAUCUAGGGUUCCAGGCUCUAGUUGUCCCUUUCUUCCUGCCUGUGUCUCCUUGCUCUGGGGUCCUGACUGAGGAAGGUAUUCAGGGACAGAGUCAGGGCCAAGGACUGGGGUGCCUCCUCUCAUCUGGCCAGACUCUGACCCACCUACCUCAGCUGGGGUGAGGGGUACCCCUCAAACUCAGUCAUGUGGUUUCCAACUACCCCAUUUCCCACUCCAGACUCUGACCCAGCCUCAGAGCUGACUCCUGGGGCUGAACUGAGGGGAACAAGCAUUUGCUGAAACUUGAAAAAAAAAAAAAAAAAAAAACAGGAAAAAAUUGUACCUGGUACUUUUUUUUAGAAAAAUAAAUUCUUGUUUGGAAACUUGAA